Messenger RNA from Mytilus californianus (California mussel), 526 nucleotides. RefSeq lists its product as uncharacterized. The coding region runs from base 26 to 526 and encodes 166 amino acids. The record is from RefSeq and is a predicted model, not a curated record. NCBI's taxonomy places the organism in Eukaryota, Metazoa, Mollusca, Bivalvia, Mytilida, Mytilidae. The transcript has 6 exons.
CCUCCAUGCGAUAAGAAACCUUUCAAUGUCAGUUAUAUAUGACAGACAGGUGAAUGUGCUUGUUCCACAGGAAAAAUUUAAAGGUUCCAUUGAAUGUCCUGUAUUGUGGCAAAUGGCUACUCCACAAGGAUGGGAUAUAGAAGAAGUAGAGGCAAAGUUGAAAGAUCCAACAUUCGAAGGCGAGGUGGUAAAAACCAAAUUUGUAAAGAAAGGAUCUUUAAUUAUCAUGACAACAAUUUCAGCGAGCAUAUUGAAUGAUCAAAAAGCUUUUGAAACUGCAAUCAAAUCAUUUCUUGACAAACUGGUAGAAGUGUGUCAUAUAGAUACAAAAGUACAUGCACAAGUUGACAUUAGGCUACAUAUUUUGGAUCCUAAUGAAGUGAAAUUGAUCUUUAAAGUUCCAAAGACAAGCGUUCAAAUGGAGAACAAACUCAGUCAAACUGAUAUGACCACAAUGGAUAUCGAAACUAUGGAGACGAAAAGCUAUGAAAGGAAGAAAACAUACGUUGUGCCCAAGGCGGACUGA